AUGAGCUGCCCUGUGACGGGAAGCCCCGCUUUGGGGGCCCCUAGCCUGCCCAGGGAACCCAGUGUGGCACCUGAUGACCUACUCAGUGCCCUCCUGCUCUUGCAGGUGCAAGCUCUGGAGCAACGCAACCAGCUGCUGGAGACCCGUUGGAGCUUCCUCCAGGGCCAGGGCUCAGCUACCUUCGACCUCAGCCACCACUACGAGACAUUCCAGAGCCGGCUGCAGGAGGAGCUGCGCAAAGUGAGCCAGGAGAGGGGACAGCUGGAGGCCAACCUGCUUCAGGUGCUAGAGAAAGUGGAGGAGUUUCGCAUCAGGUAUGAGAACGAGAUCUCCAAGCGCACAGACCUGGAGUUCACCUUUGUCCAGCUGAAGAAGGACCUGGAUGCUGAGUGUCUCCGACGAACUGAACUGGAAACCAAGCUGAAAGGCCUGCAGAGCUUCGUAGAGCUGAUGAGAGCUGUCUACGAGCAGGAGCUGAAAGACCUUACAGCCCAAGUGAAGGAUGUGUUGGUGACCGUGGACCUGGACAGUCGCUGCCACAUUGACCUGAGCGGCAUCGUGGAGGAGGUGAAGGCCCAGUAUGAUGCCAUUGCUGCUCGAAGCCUGGAAGAGGCAGAAGCCUAUUCACGAAGCCAGCUGGAGGAGCGAGCAGCCCGCUCAGCAGAGUUCGGGAGCAGCCUCCAAAGCAGCCGCUGCGAGAUCGCAGACCUCAACGUGCGCAUCCAGAAACUUCGGUCUCAGAUCCUCUCCAUCAAAAGCCAUUGCCUGAAACUGGAGGAGGACAUCAAGGUGGCCGAGGAGCAAGGCGAGCUGGCCUUCCAGGAUGCCAAGGACAAGCUGGCCCAGCUGGAAGCUGCCCUGCAGAAGGCCAAACAGGACAUGGCCAGGCAGCUGCGCGAGUACCAGGAACUGAUGAACACCAAGCUGGCCCUGGACAUCGAGAUCGCCACCUACCACAAGCUGGUGGAAGGGGAAGAAAACCGGAUGGACCAGCCUUCUGCUACUGUGGUCAGCGCUGUGCAAUCCCGAUGCAGGACCACUGCCUCCAUGUCUGGCCUCUCCAAGACACCCUCGCGGAAGAAGAAGAACCGCAGUGGUCCUGUGAUCAAAGUCACUGAAAUCUCAGAGAAGUACCUCUCCCAGGAGUCAGAGGCCUCCGAGUAAGACAGUGACCCCAGGAGCCUCCAGUCACUUCCAUUGCAGCCAGAGGGACUCAAGCUAAACUCGAGGAAGUGGCCUAGGACCUCCAGGUUGGGAGGGGAGAUCCUGAACUGAGAGGGGGGUUCCAGCUGAGGUUUCACUUCUCUGGAUUCUCUGGAUGGUCUGUGCAGGUGAGGGAGCAUUGUCCUCUCCUUCCACAUCAGGGUCUCGCUCACCACUUCCAACCUCCUGGACACAGCUGUCUUUGUCCUGGCUGGUAAGGGGGAACUUGGAGUCAGUCGCCUCCUUGACCCGCUGAAACGCCUCUUCCCUCAUAGCUCUGACAAGGUGCCUGAAUUUUGCCCAUCGCUUGCCCUGACCUUCUGCCUCAGCCUUGCCUCACCACAGCCUCAGAGCUGAGGCUGCCAUGCUCACCCACUAGCCAGGCCACAGCCUGGGCUGAAGGACAUACUGGAUUGUGUCCCAUAUGUGGAGUUCCUAGAGACCAGGGGCUGAGGAGUCUGGCUUUCCUGCCCUUAGGAUCCCCAGACACAUGACAGUAUUGGGGGACAAGGGAAGGAAAGGCCUGGUGUGUUAGUCAGAAGCCAGAGCCUCAGAAAGGCCCAGGUACCUGCCCCCACCUUCUUCUAGGGACUAAGAUAUCAGCCAAACAAGGCUCCAAAGCCAUUCUGGCCAUGACCAACAGCCAGGAGCAGAAGCCACAGACAACAACGUGACCCCAGGCCUUGCCCUCACCUCCCUGCCAGUCUGGGUUGUGCCACCAUCCUGCAGUCUAGGCUCUGCCCCCAGCACAGGUCUCUCUAAGAGUUGGCUUGCCUUUGGUACAGCAGGCCCUAGAGCCCUGGAGCCCACCCUGCCAGAAAUGUCCAUUCCCCCAAAUCUCACUUCCAAGGACCUCUGUUCUAGCCCCAGGGCCAAUGAUCAAGGAUAUUCCACUCAGCAGCCCAACUCUUCCUAGCUCCUCCCACCCCAUCCCGUCCAUUCCUUCUUCCAAGCCUACUCUCUCUGUCUCUGGCUGGCCAUGAGGAAGGCUAAGCCUGAAAAGAUCUUGAAGGUUCUUAGCCACAAGUUGGUCCAGGAAACCCCAAUAAGGGUCUUCAAAGGACUCAACCCAAGAGAGCCAUUCUGCACCCACAAGGAUGUCUGGACUUGGCUAGCGAUCCCAUGUCCUACCCUUGGCUCUCAGCUCUGGGGCUUACAAGGCACAGCAAUGCCAGCCUCCUUCUCUCCUCCCUUUCUUCCCCUCACACCCAUGUCCUGGCUCCUGCCUCACCUCCUGUCCUGGCUGCCUCCCAUUCCUUCAUCUCAUUCUCCAAGACAGGUGUUCAAGGCCCCUGGCCUUCCAAGCCUGCAGUGGGUGCUGAUGGGCCACUAGCUCUCCCAGGCCAAGGAACCCAGUGAUAUAUUCAACCCAGAGUUCCCAAAGAGGAUGCUCACUGCUGCUUUCUCUCAAGCUACUAUCAGUUUCCAAGGGAACAAACCCUCAGUGGGGACAUGAACUACAAAAAGUAUAUAUUAUUUUUCAUAACUUAUAUGGCUUUUAACUUAUUGCUUCCCUUCCUGUUUCUGCAUGAUUAGCACUGGGUGUACUAUCAGGAUUUUAGAGAACUCACUCCAGCCACCUACUUGCUGGCUGACUUGGUCAA
Molecule: messenger RNA, 2807 nt
Organism: Microtus ochrogaster (prairie vole)
Lineage: Eukaryota; Metazoa; Chordata; Mammalia; Rodentia; Cricetidae
Gene: Krt80
Product: keratin 80
Biological process (GO): intermediate filament organization; keratinization
Cellular component (GO): keratin filament
Molecular function (GO): structural constituent of skin epidermis
Source: RefSeq, a predicted model, not a curated record